This is a messenger RNA of Pterocles gutturalis (yellow-throated sandgrouse), 1038 nucleotides long. Its product is annotated as caspase-1-like. NCBI's taxonomy places the organism in Eukaryota, Metazoa, Chordata, Aves, Pterocliformes, Pteroclidae. The coding region runs from base 1 to 1038 and encodes 345 amino acids. The transcript has 7 exons. Gene Ontology annotation, biological process: proteolysis. The record is from RefSeq and is a predicted model, not a curated record. Gene Ontology annotation, molecular function: cysteine-type endopeptidase activity.
AUGGUACCUUGGCGAAUGAGCUGGGUCUGGCUGCUGAGUCAGGUGAGAACUGCGGAGCCCUGGUCUGCCCCCAGCCAUGCUGGGGCUCCCGGCGCCUCCGGUGGGGUGGUGGAGGGGGGCCUGGACCUGGCAGGGGACCCCAGUGUGCAGCUGGCCUCCCCCAACACUGAGGCCCCCCCUGAGCCCUCCGUCGGCAUCCAGGGCGAGCAGUGGAUCCGGCAGUGCUCCCUGAGCGAGUACCAGCGCAUCAGGGACACAGAGGGAGACCAGAUCUAUCCCAUAUGUCUGCCACGGGAGAUGCGAACCCGUAGGGCCCUGCUCAUCUGCAACAUCGAGUUUGAGCACUUGAGCUGGCGGAAUGGGGCUGAAGUGGAUGUGGAGGGGAUGACGAAGCUACUGGAAGGGCUGGGCUACGUGGUGGAUGUCCAUCGCAACUUAACUUCUGAGGAGAUGGCUGCGGUCAUGAAGAAUUUUGCGGGUCACAAAGAGCACUGCACCUCUGACAGCACCUUCUUGGUCUUCAUGUCCCAUGGGGUCAGGGCUGGGCUCUGCGGGACCAAGAGCAGAGACGAGACCACGGACAUCCUUUCCCUCGACACCAUCUAUGAGAAAUUCAACAACAAACAUUGCCAGGCGCUGCUGGGCAAACCGAAAGUGGUCAUUAUCCAGUCCUGCCGUGGAGGUAAGGUUGGGUCCGUGAUGGUGAGCGACUCCGCAGACCCUGCCAUGCCCACUCCCAGCUCGGCUCACAAGAUCCCUGCAGGGCUGGAAGAUGAUGCAAUCUGUGAAGUCCACCUGGAGAGUGAUUUUGCCACUUUACAUUCCUCCACACCUGAUACUGUCUCCUGGAGAUGCCCAGUAACAGGCUCCCUUUUCAUCCAGCGCCUGAUAAAGCAGUUUCGAAACCAUGCCUGUAACAAGGACUUACAGGAGAUCUUCCGAAAGGUCCAACAUUCCUUUGAAAAAUUCCCUCGGCAGUUGCCAGCACAAGAACGGACUACAAUGCUCAGGAAGUUCUACCUCUUCCCAGGCCACUGA